This is a messenger RNA of Gordionus sp. m RMFG-2023, 1285 nucleotides long. Its product is annotated as 12S rRNA N4-methylcytidine methyltransferase-like. Gene Ontology annotation, biological process: rRNA base methylation. Gene Ontology annotation, molecular function: rRNA (cytosine-N4-)-methyltransferase activity. The record is from RefSeq and is a predicted model, not a curated record. Bases 98 to 1189 code for a protein of 363 amino acids. The transcript has 5 exons. NCBI's taxonomy places the organism in Eukaryota, Metazoa, Nematomorpha, Gordioida, Chordodea, Parachordodidae.
CAUUAUUAUUGACUGACGGCAUUAUGAAUGACCAUUAAAAAUUGAACAUUUCCUAGAUUCAAAUAAAACCUAUACCCCCUAAGUACAACUGCUCGAGAUGUGGCGUUUGCACAACCCAGUUAUGGUUAAUGAGGUUCUGCAAUUAUUUCAACCUAAAUUUAAAAAAGUAUUUUUAGAUAUGACUUUUGGAGGGGGAGGUCAUUCCAAGUAUUUAUUGGAUUCUAAUCCUGAGAAUAUAGUAUAUGGAUUAGAUCAAGAUCCUUUAGCUUAUAAAAUAGCCCAAAAAUUUGAAAAGGAUUAUAAUGGUAGAUUCUAUGCCCUUCAAGGUAAGUUUUCUAAUAUUGAUUCUCUACUUCCUAAAAAUAUUAAAUAUGAUGGUAUUUUGAUUGAUCUUGGUUGCUCAUCAAUGCAAUUUGAUAAAGGUGAAAGAGGGUUUUCUUUAAACAAGAUUGGGCCAUUAAAUAUGAGAAUGGAUAAUGAUAACAACUAUAUAACAGCUCAUGAUAUUGUAAAUUUAUUGUCAGAAAUUAAUAUUAAAGAUAUUUUAAUUAAAUAUGGUGAAGAAAUGAAUGCAUCCUUUAUAGCUAAAGCUAUAAUUGAUGCGAGAAAUUUCAUGAAGAUCAUUGAAACUACUGUUGAAUUAAGUAAUAUAAUUCAAUCAGCAUUUGUUAAAUUAGACACCAAAGAUAAUAAGGUAAAAAGAACACUCUUUAAAUUAGACAAACUUGGAAGAAAUUCUCAUGUUGCCACCAAAACAUUCCAAGCACUACGAGCAUUUAUAAAUGAUGAAUAUAAUCAGAUUGAAAUAGGGUUAUUAAAACUUAAUGAUUACCUUAAAACUACUCUAUCUGCUAAUCAUUCCUUCCACAAAUUUCGAUCGAGUCAUUUCAAGAGGCAGAUAUUAUCCUACAAUCAACAAAAUAUUGUAUACAACGAUUUACAACCAGAUGAAAUAUUCCCACCCUUGUUGAUCGUAUUAUCAUUUCAUUCUUUGGAAGAUCGUUUAGUCAAACAUCGUUUUCAUAAUCAACAAUUAAGUCAAGAAAAUCAGGAUAAAUUAAAUUACCAGCCAGAAUCACAUAGAAAAUGGGUACCUUUCAAUAAAUACGUCAUUGAACCUAGUAAGGACGAAGUUCAUAAUAAUCCAAGAUCUAGAUCUGCCAAAUUGCGUUCAGCUUAUUUAGUUUGAUAUAUUUUAUAUUUGUUGCAACUUUUUUUGAUAAUCACUGCUAUUGAAAUAAUAACAAAAUUAUAUUUCUCGUUCUAAAUUUCUAAAAUAUAUGAA